Messenger RNA from Anguilla anguilla (European eel), 2566 nucleotides. RefSeq names its product serine/threonine-protein phosphatase PP1-beta catalytic subunit. The record is from RefSeq and is a predicted model, not a curated record. The transcript is spliced from 8 exons. Lineage: Eukaryota; Metazoa; Chordata; Actinopteri; Anguilliformes; Anguillidae. Gene Ontology annotation, cellular component: nucleus; cytoplasm. Bases 103 to 1086 code for a protein of 327 amino acids. Gene Ontology annotation, molecular function: protein serine/threonine phosphatase activity. Gene Ontology annotation, biological process: regulation of circadian rhythm; circadian regulation of gene expression.
UGGAUUAACCAGAGCCGAGUGCGCUUAGUCAGCGAUGAGGAAAUAAACUCUCCCUUCGUGAGGCACCCCUGAGCUCUGACGCUAUCUAGCCACACUACAAAAAUGGCGGAAGGGGAGUUGGAUGUGGAUUCGCUUAUCUCCAGGCUGCUGGAAGUGCGGGGAUGUCGCCCCGGGAAGAUCGUGCAGAUGACAGAGGCGGAGGUGAGGGGGCUGUGCAUCAAGUCCAGAGAGAUCUUCCUCAGCCAGCCCAUCUUAUUGGAGCUGGAGGCGCCACUCAAAAUAUGUGGUGACAUCCACGGGCAGUACACAGACCUGCUGCGGCUCUUCGAGUAUGGGGGCUUCCCCCCGGAGGCCAACUACCUGUUCCUGGGGGACUACGUGGACCGAGGCAAGCAGAGCCUGGAGACCAUCUGCCUGCUGCUGGCCUACAAGAUCAAAUACCCCGAGAACUUCUUCCUGCUGCGGGGGAACCACGAGUGCGCCUCCAUCAACAGGAUAUACGGCUUCUACGACGAGUGUAAGCGACGAUUCAACAUCAAGCUGUGGAAGACCUUCACCGACUGCUUCAACUGCCUGCCCAUCGCCGCCAUCGUCGACGAGAAGAUCUUCUGCUGCCAUGGAGGUCUGUCACCUGAUCUGCAGUCUAUGGAACAGAUUCGGCGUAUCAUGAGGCCCACUGACGUCCCAGACACAGGUCUGCUGUGUGACCUGCUCUGGUCGGACCCUGACAAGGACGUCCAGGGCUGGGGCGAGAACGACCGCGGCGUGUCCUUCACCUUCGGGGCCGACGUGGUCAGCAAGUUCCUCAACCGCCACGACCUGGACCUGAUCUGCAGAGCGCACCAGGUGGUGGAAGACGGUUAUGAGUUCUUCGCCAAGCGACAGCUGGUGACUCUGUUCUCCGCCCCAAAUUACUGCGGCGAGUUUGACAACGCGGGCGGGAUGAUGAGCGUGGACGAGACCCUCAUGUGCUCCUUCCAGAUCCUGAAGCCGUCUGAGAAGAAAGCCAAGUAUCAGUAUGGAGGGAUGAAUUCGGGGCGUCCCGUCACCCCACCCCGAACAGCUACUCCACCAAAGAAGCGGUGAAAAAGAAGACGAGCGCAAGAGAAACCGGGGAGGGGGGGGCGGCGUGGAUCUGCGGGAGCCUCCCCUCCCCCCGUUCGUCAUUCAUUGUCUUCAGAGGAAGAGAAAAUACACGAGCUGAAGCAUUUACAGAAGUGGAAAAGAUGCCCCUCCCCUUCUCCCCCAGACUGUUCUGUUAAUCGGCUUUUCCUGAGCGUCCCUCAUCUGUCCGUGCGUCUGUCCUCCGCCCCCCGUCUGUUUACACGCAGUAUUUAAACGCCGAGUCGCCUUGCCGCUCUGCGCUCGGCCUGGAGUGCUGGCUCGCUUCCGCCUCGUCGCCAUGAUAACGUGCACAGCACACGCAGCUCCUCAGUUUGCCAGGGUUCUUUAUGACAUUUUUUCUCGCCAAGGAAAAAUAACAGGCCAGUGACUGCUGGUUUUUCAAUAAAUGAUUUGGGGAAUUGGCCUCUCUUGUCAUGGUUUUAUUUACAAAAAUUAUUUUUUUGAUUGUUGAAAAUUGUCCCCCCCCCCCCCAAAAUCUUCACGCCAAAAAAUCGUAGGUCUGAUUUUGUUUUAUUUCUUAUUUUAAAAAUGAAGCCUGGUUGUAGUUCUUUCAAAAUAUCAUGUAACCUGCCAAUGCUGCACUGUGUGGGUGCUGUAUGUGCAAACCUGAAUGAGUGUUUGUGUGUUGUGUUAUUACAUGCAUUGCAUGCUAUUACAGUCUGUUCUGUUCUUAUCUCAGUCCAAAACCAAUUAUAUUCCAUUCAAUAAGAUCAUAAGAGUAGCAUUUACAAAACAUUACAGCCAGAGCUAAGGACAGUUCAAACGGCUCUCACAAUCUUUUGAAAUGUUGUCCUGGAGUUCAGGAAAUAUUCAGAUGGCCUACUUCCCAUGAUUUCAAAGUCAAGUCUUCAAUUUUGUCUUUAUUUUUUUUCCGGAGUGCAAAAUGGACCUUUCUACCAAACAAAUAUAACUUGAUGCUGUAUCUUAUUGAUCAAGUCCUGGCUUGUUGGAGCAGAAAUAUCGAAAACAGGAUACUAGCCGAUACGCUUAAACAUUUAUGGCUUCAACUGAUGCAUUGUAUCUACGAUCAGCUGCAUCUGGAAGUAUGUGUGUUAAAGAGAAUUCAUUCAUAUUUAAAGGACUGAACAGCAAAAUGUAUUUUCACCUAGUUAGCCUUUUUUCAUGUGAAUAUGACCAUUGUGGCAAUAAUCAUCCUGUUUUAAUUCUUAAAAUAUGUAAUGGAAAGAGGAAACACUUUUUUGUCAGUAAAAUUUUAUUUUACCAAAAAUAAAAAUGAGGAAAUCAAUUCUUUUGGAACAAUGUAAACUUUCACUCAAACGAUUAUCUAUCCUUUUAUGUAAUGUCAUCACAAAAUAGUUCAAGUACCGACAAAGCCAAAACUACCUCAAAAGCAUUCUAGCGAGAAAAUACAGAGAAGUAGAUGUAACAAAAUUCAUUCACUUCGUCCACUUGUUAUUCGGUGUUCAUAUGGGCCUAUUGC